Messenger RNA from Macrosteles quadrilineatus (aster leafhopper), 4808 nucleotides. RefSeq names its product roundabout homolog 2-like. Gene Ontology annotation, cellular component: neuronal cell body; axon; plasma membrane. The coding region runs from base 275 to 3808 and encodes 1177 amino acids. The transcript has 22 exons. Gene Ontology annotation, molecular function: axon guidance receptor activity; protein binding. NCBI's taxonomy places the organism in Eukaryota, Metazoa, Arthropoda, Insecta, Hemiptera, Cicadellidae. The record is from RefSeq and is a predicted model, not a curated record. Gene Ontology annotation, biological process: homophilic cell-cell adhesion; synapse organization.
UCUCCGGUUGUUGUUGGAAGGUGAAAAGAGCAUCGGACUCGCCAAAAUACAAACUGUUGUAAAGUUUUUGUACAAACAAUCUGUGGAUUUUUCUAUUAGUGUAGUUUUAGGAUGUGUAGUUUGUAAGCAUUUUGGAGUUUUUAGAAGUACCAGAUAUGCAUCAUGUUUUCCAGCAGCGUUGUAGUUCCUACAGUCAGUUCAGUUCCGAACUGCGUGUUAGUGUAGAUAAGUGUUAGUGUGAGUGUAGUGUUAGUGUAUUCAGUGUAAGUGUACAAUGGCUAGACUCUCAGUGAAAAGUGUACUUCUUUAUGUUUGGAUUUUAAACCUCUCUGGAACAAAUGGCCAAUACCGAUCGCCGCGUAUCACUGAGCACCCCUCCGACGUGGUGGUGCCUCGGAACGAACCCGUCACCCUAAACUGCAAGGCCGAGGGUCGACCUGAGCCAAGGGUCACGUGGUACAAGGAUGGCGCACCCGUGGACGAGGCUAAGAGCCACCGGGUCAUCCUGCCCGCAGGCUCGCUGUUCUUCCUGAGAGUCCAGCACGGCAAGAAGGACUCAGACAGCGGUGUGUACUGGUGCGUGGCGACCAACGUUGCCGGGACUGUGGCCAGCAGGAACGCUACUCUACAAGUUGCAGUGUUGAGGGACGAGUUUCGGGUGGAGCCAAAAGACACCCGGGUUGCUGCGGGGGAGAAGGCGCUACUUCAGUGUGGUCCACCCAGAGGAACACCCGAGCCUUCACUCUACUGGAAGAAGGAUGGCAACGUCGUGGAGAUAGAAAAGUCCGACAGGAUACGAGUGGUGGAUGGAGGCAACCUUCUGAUAUCGGAUGUGAGACAAAGUGAUGCUGGACGUUAUCAGUGUGUUGCGCAGAAUCUUGUCGGAACCAAGGAAAGUGUCAACGCCACACUCACUGUACACACGAAACCGUACAUGCUGUCAGAACCACGCGACGUGACGACAUCUGCAGGCCAGAACGUGCAGUUUGACUGUCGUGUGGGUGGCGACCCUCAGCCUCGAAUCCUGUGGCGACGGGACGACGGGAGGAUGCCUGUGGGACGGGCACACAUCUUAGAGGACAAGAGUCUGCGAAUAGACAGUACAGUGCCGGAGGACGAGGGGAUCUACAUCUGUGACGCUGAGAAUGAUGUCGGCACUGUUAGCGCAAGGGCUUCUCUCAUCGUCCAUUCUGCACCAAUGUUUACCAAGAGGCCAACCGACCUGGUAGUUGGUCUCCACGGAGUCGCUCGUCUGGAGUGUGCUGCUGAGGGUAACCCCCCACCAUCUGUGUUCUGGAGCAAGGAGGGCUCCCAGGUCCUCAUGUUCCCUGGGAGCAGCUAUGGGACGAUGGCGGUGGACCAGGACGGGACACUGACCAUCACAGGGGUCCAGCGGGAAGACGCUGGGUUUCUCGUGUGUUCUGCACUCAGCGUGGCUGGUAGUGCUACGGCUAGAGCGUUUCUGCAGGUGACAUCAGUGGAGGACGUUCCACCACCUCUAAUGGAGAUCAGGCCUACCAACCAAACACUGCCUCUGCAAGGGUUGGCCACACUGGUUUGUCAGGCGAGAGGGUCGCCACCACCGCAGAUCAAAUGGUACAAGAACGGCUCACCGGUAGACACAGCGUCUGGCCGAGUGUCCAUCAAACACUCAGGCUCCCUGCAGAUUGAAGAUCUACAACCGUCAGACGCUGGACUCUACACCUGUACAGCUACCUCUGCUAGUGGUGAGACGUCAUGGACAGCUGCUCUGACUGUAGGAGGCCCCCAUGUGCACCGCUCGUCCUCCCCCGCAGCUCUGCCUCAGCCCCCCGCCAGGCCCAGUGUCACCAACUCUACCCAGAGCAGUCUCACAGUCACCUGGCUGCCUAUCAGUGAUGCCAACUUGCUGGGUUAUACUCUGGAGUACUACAGCCCUGACUUGCAGACAGGCUGGGUGGUUGCGGCUCAUAGACUGAAUACCAACACUGUUGAGGUGACUGAUCUCAAGCCAGACACAGCGUACGUGUUUGUUGUAAGAUCAGAGACUGCGGCUGGUCUGUCAGUACCCUCGGAUGUGUCACCUGUAGCUCGUACACUGGCCGCAGACUCCGAGGCCGUCCCUCAUCAUCAGCUGGAGGAGGCUAGGGUGAGACUGGCUGCUAAGGUGGUGACUCUCACCCAUGUCAGGGCAACUGCUAGCACUGCCAUCACACUCUCCUGGGAGAUUCAAGGAGGCGGAGAGUAUGUGGAAGGAGUGUACAUCAGAUACAGAGAUAUCUCAGGUGGCUCACAACAAUUCAACAUGGCCACCGUGCUAAACACAGACAUCACCACUUACACUCUGGCUAAUCUCCGCAAGUACACAAAGUACCAGGUGUUCCUAGUGCCGUUCUUCAAAACUGUCGACGGCCAGCCUUCCAACUCAAUGGAGGUGCAGACGCUUGAAGAUGCUCCAUCCGCAGCCCCUGAGAACAUAGAGAUGGCUUGGCUCAACGCAACUGCAGCAUUCAUACACUGGUCCCCUCCUCCCCCUCAACAUUCCAACGGAAUCUUGCUGGGUUACUUGAUUCAUUUGAGAGACAAUGAAAACAGGGAGCUGUCUACUUUGAGAGUGAAUGCUUCCCAGACCUCGUCUCUUCUACGCAAUCUGACCCAAACCCGGACAUACUCGGCUACCGUCAAGGCUUUUACCACUGUGGGAGCUGGUCCAGGGGCAACCGCAAGUCUACGUCAUACACCAGCACUUCACUUCACACCAGUUCCAGCACCUAACUUGUGGUUGAUUCUGUUGGUGGCCGCCACAGCUGUCGUAUUGGUAACUGCAUUUGCCGCUACAUUCUAUCUGCGUAAGAGACAGGCUAUGGCGAAACAUAUACCAGCACCAGUAGUGAACGGCACAGAACUGGGAGGUGUGAAGGAGGCGUUGUGGAUCGAAGUCCCUCACGAUAUGCACCGUAAACAGCUGACCCUGGAGAGUAGUGACUACGCAGAGGUCAACACGCAGAAUCUGUCUAGCUUCUACAACCAUCACAACCGCAAGGAGACUCUCACGCCGUACGCCACAACCAUACUGGUGCCCAACCGUCAGGAUACUUGCAGUGAGACUGGUCCUCUUGUAGUGCCCAUUGCUGUUAGUUCAUCGUCCAGCACAAAAACGCCCAACUCUGGUGAUUCGUGGACCAAACAUAAAGAUCUUGGUGAUGAGACGGGACUUUACUCGUACUACCCGGUAGAGAAGGGCAACUGUCAACAACCUAACUGGAGUGAAAUACUUCCACCUCCACCGCAACACCCCCCUCCCCCUCGGCCGUCCAUCCAGGGUUGUGGCAGCCCCCAAAUGUGCAAGAGGAGUCUAGGUGGAGGAAACUCAACCCCCUCUACCGCUAUUUACCCCCACCAUCGGCCCCCACCAUCGGCCACCACCAAUGGCCCCCACCAUCGGGCCCCACCACAUGAUCAUCCCCCUCCAGUGCCGAGUUUCCAAUCAGGCUAUCACACUGGCAGUAGUGGUGGGAGUUCUUGCAAAUACCAUCAACAAACCAACCACAACCAACAUCACUGCACUGUCAUCCACCGACACCCCAACCAACUGCCCAGUUUCAGACAGGACCAGAACAGCUGUGACGGAAGCUGUCAUAACAAGCAGAGAGGUUUCCAGUCCUCCAUGGACAGACAUAUUCCUAAUGGCGACUGCCAUGACUACAGCGACUAUGGAGAAGUGGUGGGGGAAGGCGGCAGGUCUAACAGCAGUAACAGCUGUUGCUCGUGUAGUGAAAUGUCCUGUCAAUACGCACAAACCUGCUCGGAGUGUGUCUCUUCUCACUAGUCCGCAAAUGUGAUGUACCAACCGAAUCCCCACAUGAGACUGGCGCAAUGAUUUAUCUAUCGGAAGAAGUUUUCAACUGACGUGAAAUAAUGUGCCAUUUAGUUACCAAAUAAGAGCAAACUAUGUUAAUACAGACUGUCACCGUCUACGGUGGUGAAUAAACCUGGAGACCUUCAUAUCGGUAAUGACCUUUGAAGUAACAGACUUUGUAUUACAACUUAAAAUUAAAUAAAUUCUUAAAUAAUGACCUAGAUGUUCCAUAAUCAUCUUUCAUGCACUUUUUGUGAGGAAUGUAGCAACUUCAAAUAUAGCCAUACCUGAAUCUAGAAUUAAACAAAACACAUUGCAGACUUAGUGACACUUCCAAAUAUUCAACUCAUUGAUUUAUUAGAAAUCCGUUACUAAUUUUUAAUUUUUAUCAUCAUAAAAGGCACAGUUUGGAAUACAAGAACCACUAGUUAAACCGAUAAGAAACUAUCCUUGAAAAAAGAUUACCUGUUUAACUGUUAGGUUAUUACUGCUACGAAGGAAUCCAAGCAAAGGAAUAACUAAAUAAUGUAUGUUCCAAGUAAGACUGCACAACUAAGUAUUGUUCCAUAACUUUUAAGAUUCUCUGGUAGUUUAGAAUAUCUGAUGUUUUAAAAUCAGAGGUUUUUCAUGAGAGAAAGUACUUGUAGUGAGCUAAAUCAAACAAAUAUGUGUUAUUAGUAGAUAAUGGCUUAUUUUAUCAAUUCGAUAAACCUUUGAAAUGUAUUUCUGAUAUUGCUGUCGAAAUCCAAAGUCACUGCUACCAUCUGUUUUGUUGUAUAAUUUUUUGUAGUUAAAGACGAGGACUUGAUCUUACUUUCGCCCUGACAUAAGUGUUUCUUGUGUCCCAGGAUGUUGAUUGUGAACUUUGUACAGACUGUAUGGAAAUUAGCCUAACUGUUUUGCCUGUGAUAUAGAGUAGUUGUAAAUAUGUAAUACUUCAGUACAGUAAUAGUGUUUUAUAAUGUAUAUA